AUGGAGCUCGCCUGCUACACGCAGCAUCACCCCUUCCACUGCAGCCUCAUGGGCUCGGAGCCGUACCCGCCUUUCCCCGCGGCCGGGGCCGCCCAGCCCCAGCCGAGCCGGGCCAGAGCCGAGCCCCAUCAGCCGGCACCGCCGCAGCCCAGAGCGGCCGAGCCCACCCGGAUGAUCGCCGACCCGGUCAAGGGCAGGCUUUACUGCAAGGGACGCCUGCUGGGCAAGGGCGGAUUUGCGAGAUGCUAUGAAAUGACAGACGUCAACAGCAACAAAACCUAUGCAGUGAAAGUUAUUCCUCACAGCCGAGUGGCUAAGCCCCACCAACGGGAGAAGAUUAUGAAUGAGAUCGAGCUGCACAGAGGCCUGCAUCACAAGCACAUUGUCAAGUUCUCGCAUCACUUUGAGGAUUCGGAGAACAUCUACAUCUUCCUGGAACACUGCAGCAGGAAAUCCCUGGCUCACAUCUGGAAAGCCCGGCACACGCUGCUGGAGCCGGAGGUGCGGUAUUACCUCAAACAGAUCAUAUCAGCCUUGAAGUACCUCCAUCUCAAAGGCAUCCUCCACCGGGACCUCAAACUGGGCAACUUUUUUGUCAAUGACAACAUGGAACUGAAAGUUGGAGACUUCGGCCUUGCCGCCCGGCGUGAAUCUAUGGACCAGAAGAAAAAGACGAUAUGUGGCACCCCCAACUACCUCGCUCCUGAAGUGCUCCACCGGCAGGGCCACGGGCCGGAGUCGGACGUGUGGUCUCUGGGCUGUGUCGUGUAUACCUUGUUGUGCGGGAACCCUCCCUUUGAGACCUCGGACCUCAAGGAGACGUACAGGUGUAUCAAGCAGGUGGAAUACACCCUCCCGGCCUUCCUCUCCACGCCAGCGAAGCAGCUGAUCACGGGCAUCUUGAAACGCAACCCGUCUGACCGCCUCACGCUGGAGGAGAUCCUGGACCACGAAUUCUUCACCAAAGGUUACACACCUGAUAAGCUCCCACCCAGCAGCUGUGUGAUGGUGCCUGAGCUCAAUCCUCCCAACCCGGCAAAGACUCUGUUUGCAAAAGUCACCAAGACGCUGUUUGGGAAAAAGAAACCCACAAUUAAGAAGGGCCCCUCUGAAGAGAAGGAUGACAUCUCCAAGUUGGUUGUUGGCCUCAUGAAGACCUCUAUCUGCAGGCAGAUGAGCUACAAAACCGUGGAAGGGAAUGAGGUGACCCCCGUGACCUGUCCCAGCGUCAGCUGCAGCCCCGUGGAGACGCUGGCAGAAGAGGGCUCACGGAAGUCAGUCUCCAGGUCCAUUAGGGGGACAGCAGCCAGCAGCUGUGAAGCGUUUGAAGAGUGCGUCCCGGCCUCUGCAGUCACUGAGUCUGCCAUCGGACUCCUGAAGAGCUGCCUGUCCUCCAUGCCGCCAGCCCAGCGGAACCCUGCCUCUCUGGCUUGCCACGAGCACUUCGCCUGGGUGAGCAAGUGGGUGGACUACUCUAACAAAUACGGCUUCGGCUACCAGCUGUCCAACCACCGCAUCGGGGUCCUCUUCAACGACGGGACGCACAUGGCUCUGUCGGCCGAUCGGAAGAUGGUACAUUACAACCUGACCAACAGCAAACACUUCGCCUUUCCCAUGUCGGCCAUCCCAGAGCAGCUGCAGAGCCAGACCAGCGUCCUGCGGUACUUUGCCACCUACAUGGAGCAGCAUCUCAUGAAGGGGGGAGACCUGCCCAGCAUCGACGAGAUUGAGCAUCCUGCACUGCUGCUCUUGCAGUGGGUGAAAACUGACCAGGCCUUGCUGAUGCUCUUCAGCAACGGAACGCUCCAGGUGAACUUUUACAAUGAUCACACCAAGGUGAUCCUCAGCAAGCCAGACCAUUCCUGUCUCCUGACCUACGUCACCAAGGACCGCAACUCCUACACGUACAAACUGAGCAGCAUCCGGGAGCUGGGCUGCUCUCCAGAGCUCCAGUACCGGCUCAAGUACGUCCUCAAGCUCCUCCAGGAGAGGGCCGACACCUAA
Molecule: messenger RNA, 2004 nt
Organism: Emys orbicularis (European pond turtle)
Lineage: Eukaryota; Metazoa; Chordata; Testudines; Emydidae
Gene: PLK3
Product: polo like kinase 3
Exons: 15
Coding region: 1-2004 (667 amino acids)
Biological process (GO): Golgi disassembly; DNA damage response; protein phosphorylation
Cellular component (GO): nucleus; cytoplasm; centrosome
Molecular function (GO): ATP binding; protein binding; protein serine/threonine kinase activity
Source: RefSeq, a predicted model, not a curated record